CUACAUCAGUCCGCAACAACCUAGCCCGCCUGCGUGUGACGCGCUGGCGAGUACAUUGGCGCAGGCCCCUCAGCGAUUGCAGGCCAUCAACCUUAGCAGCCAUUACACAUCUGCACCCAAUGCACAUUGCUAUAGAACUGCCAUAGUUGGAAGGUAUUCCACAGCUACGCUUUAAGUUCAAGCUUCAAGGCUCACUCCUUUCUCCUCCAGGAGCCUCACUUAGGAGCUUGGGCUCCUAUGUUAUAUAGGUUUGGCCUGUUGAGACCGCUGUCAAGCGUAUGAAACUUUGGGAGCCAGGCCGGGCUGCUUCCCGAGGCGCGAGGAUGACGCCUAUACUCCAACGUUCAUAGCGGCCUGCAAUAAUGAGAGUGUCCGCUUGUUGGUCACUCCUGGCGAGUCUAGCGGCGUUGGCGCUGCUGGGCUCGGCGCUAGCACAGCGUUCGGUCCCAGCCAGCAGCGCGGAGCUGCUUGCGGCGUGGGGAAAUGCGACGGUAGUUACAUCGCUGUACCCGCAAACCAUUAGCAAUGACGGUGCUGCAUCACUUCUGGCAGAGCUGCAAGGCCCGGGUUGCCCACGGGGCGGGUCUCGUACCCUCUAUCUCGUUUUCCCCCGAGCGUCAGCCAAUCAGCAGGACGUUUCUAUCUUGGGCACGCUCUCAGACACAUGCAACAGCGUCACGUUCAGGGCGGCUACGUCCAUAGCCUUCCAGAGCAUCCAGCCCGGCGUGUACGCCAUUCAGGUCACAUCCGGCCGGCCACAGGCGCCUCUGACUUUCAUCGGGGCCGCCUCCAAGAGCGGUGCCUCCGGUGGCGACACCGCGGCUGCCAAGUCUGGCGCGGCGCUGGUGACGGUGGUGGAUGCUGCGGUGGGCCAGCUGGCUGGCGACGUGAACGUGGCAGCCACCAGCAGUAGCCUGGCUGUAACGCUGACGGCGCAGCUGGCGGCGCCGGCCCUGCUGCCCGCCACCAUGUCGCUGCAGCUUUCGGACCCGUCCGCAGCGGCGGUGUCGCCGCCAGCGCUCACCUGGCGGGCGGGCGAGAUGGGCCCCAAGCACUUCACGCUGCAACUGCGGCGACCGGUGGCCGCGGAGGGCGCGGCGCAGGGUAUCUUGGCGGAGGCGGUCGCUGUCGGCAACAUGGUAUUUGGGAACGGCCAGUCUCGCAGCUUGCCACCGCGCGUGAGCGUCUACGUACCACCACCGACGUUCUAUGUGCCUGUGAACACGGCCAUCUACCGUGACGGCCCACCGCCGGUGCGGCGCCCACGGCAGGGGGCGGCCGGCGCAGCUGGCAACGGCACUGCCGCGGCCGGAAACUCUAGCGCGACGGGGAGCAACAGUGGCGCAAGCGCCGGCAACGCUGCCGUGAGCGAUGCCGCGACAGGCAGCGGUGGCAGUUCCCAGCGCGCUGGCAGCAGUGCCGACAACACCACUGUGGUCAUGGUGCCCGUGCGCCGCGCCAGCGCCAGCCCUUUCCCUUCCACGCUCGCCUUCAAGGUGCAGCUGCUGGAGUCGGUGGGCUGCGCCAGUCGUGUGCGCUGUGCGGCGGCGGUGCGCGGCGGCGGCCAGCUGCGCUUCACCGGUGACCAGGACGUGGUGGGCGCGCCGGUGUGGGUGGAUUACAGCGUGGUGCCUCAGGAGGCGGUGCUGCGUGUGGCGGUGAUUCUGUCGGCCGUGGACAAUGCGCGCGUGCUGAGCUAUUCCGACAUGCUGCUGCUGCAGUGGCAACAGCAACAGCAGCAGCAGGACCAGUCGCAGCAAAUGCCUGGCUGGGUGGGGACGAGAGACGACCCCGUCUUCGUUGAUGCGGACAACGUGACGUCGCUGUUCGUGUUCGGCACCACGUACGGCAUGUGUCCGGCCGGUACGGCGGGCCCAUGGCAGGAGCCGCAGCUGGCCCCGCAGGAGUCAGCCGGACCCGCGGCCGGCCCCACCAGCGGCCCCGGGGCGGGUACGGACAUCACCAAUAGUGACAGCAGCCAGCAGGUCAUUCCGCCGCCUCGUGACAGGGUCUGCGACGAUUCCGCAGUAGCGUUUGCGCUCAAGGGCUACGCGUCAUCGCUGGCUUGGCUCCCGGCGUUGUCAGCCUGUGCCGCUGGGAGUGCGAUGCUGGUGCUGCCCGUCGGCGCCGCUCCUCUGGCACCGCCGGACACUGCUACAAACACCUCAACGACACCCUCGCUGGCACCGUCGCCCGCUCCCUCUCCUUCUCCCUUACCGCGUCCAAGCAACAGCACAUCGCCGGCACCGUCGGCCGGCGCCGGAUGGGCCGCAGUGCAGGACGCGGGCUCUCGCUCUGCCCCUGUCGAGCUGCGUGUGCCGUACGGCAUGGACCUCGCGGCCGUGUUCCUACCGCUGGCCAGUGCCGAGGAGACGGUGGUGGUCAGCAACACCUCCUGCAGCGUCCUGCCUGUGUGGCAAUCCGUGGUGCUUGCAGCUCCUUCAACGGAUAGCGUUGCGGGUGCAGGAGCGGCCGCACAGAGCCGGCCGUGGGCGCGGUGGGUGCUGCCUGCUGCCGUGGAGGACUGCACGAUCGAGCUGGCGGUGUUUGCCACCGUCGCAGUCAACCCGGCGCCGACUAUGAGCAGCCCGCGCCCGUCUUCGCCAGCACAGACGUCCUCGCCUGCACCAGCAGCUGCGUCCUCCUCGCCGGCCAGUCGGUCGCCCCCGCCUGGCAAGCGCCGAAUGCUCGCCGCGUCUGCAACAUCGGGGCCCAGCCCUGCGCCCAGUCCUGUCAGUAUUACUGCUGGCGUGGCCGGCAACUCCGCUGCAAACAGCUCCAGCAACGCCACCGCCAGCAAUGCAACCGCCAAGGGCACCGCCAGCAACUCGACCAGCAGUGGCCUGCAGCUGCCCGUGUACGGCCUCAUCCAGGUCCGCGCCUACACGCUGACACUGCGGCCGCAGUCGGACCCCGACCUCUUCCCCGCCAUGGCUCUUGCGCUGGUGCACGAGCUGGCGCAAGAGCCGCAAGCUGCCGGCAGCAACAGCACCGGCAACAGCACGAGCCGCCACAUCAGCACAAGCAGCAGCAUUUCCAGCAUGCUGGUGCCGCUGUGUGGCCUGCCGCAGCCGCUGCUACACGCGGCGGCGCGGCAGGGCUACGGGGCCGCAUUCAAUGCCUCCAGCCCCGCGCCCGAGCAGCUGGCGUGGGCGGCGAUGACAUUGUCUCGGGCCAUCCGCGCCAACCCAGAUGCCAUCUCAAGCCUCCGGCAAGCGGCCGGAAAGCAGGCUGCUAUCGGCAACAGCUCCCAGGCCGGCGCCGCUGGCAGCGUGCCGCCCAAGCGGCUGCUGGAAGAAAUGGCCCAGGUCGCAAGGCUGUCGGGCGCGUGGCUGGCCGAAGCACUGUCUGCCCCUGGUAAGGACUCAGAUGAGAACGGCGUGAAGCGGCCAGGGUCCCGGCUGCUGCGUGGUGGCAGCGGCGACAGAGUUGACGGCACUGACUCCUGGCGGCAGCGGCGUCUGCAGCAGGCGGGCAGCGGCAGUCCCAGCCCCCUGCCGGCGCCUUCACCGUUCCCCACUGCCUCUCCGACAACGUCACCCGCUCCUGGCACGUCGCCGGGCCCGUCCUCUGCCAGCCCCAGCUCCAGCACCAGCACCAAGCCCUCCCCCGCCGCAACUGGCAGCCCAAGCCCCUCGGCUAGCCCCUCGCCCAUUCUUGCGGUUGCGGCGCGGGCGCCCGAGGGCUUCGACUUGAUUGUGGCCGGCGGCAGCGACGACGGCCAGGACUUCGCGGCUCGCGUGCUGUUCAACCCGCAGUUUGUGGAGCGGUGCGACCCGCAGGACAGCCUGGUGCUGGACCUGGGGCUGCUGCCGGAGACGUCCGCGGCGCUGCCGCUGACGCUGCAGGCCAGCAGCGGCGCAUUGCCGCUGCGGCACAGCGUGCAGCCUCCUGCAAAUAGCGGCGACGGCGGCGACAGCGGGCUGGAGCUGGGUGGGAGCGAGCUGGUGGUCACCCCCGCCACGCGCGCAGCAGUGCGGGUGCGCGUGGAUGCGAGGGAGGCUGCUGUCGCUUUGGCGGCUGCAGCUGCAGCUGCGGCCGCGGCCGCCGCGGCCAGCGGUAGCCCUGGGUCAAACGUGUUGCUGCCGAGCGGCGGCGGCGGCGUUAUUACCACCAGCAGCAAGGUGGCCAUGGACACCUCCCGCGGCACUGGCGGCCUAUCGCCGUCGCUGCCCAGCCCGGCGCCUGCGGUCCGUCUGGCCACAGGCGCCGACGGCGGCUCAGAGGACACCAACAGCAGCGGCACUGUCAUUUCCUUCAUGUCACUUGAGGGCUCCUCACCUGGUCCCGUCAAGGCAUUGGCCACGCCGUCGCCGCCCGCCCCCGCCUUCAGCACUUACAACACCAGCACCAGCGGCAACACCACCACGACCAACAGCACCAGCAACAGCACCAGCGACGCCACGGGCUGCGACGCGGACGCGCUGCGGCCUGUGGCAGACCAGGCGCUGCUGGUGGCGCUGCUGGCGCCUGACGGCUACAGCACCGCCUCCAUCACCCUGGAGCUGUUCCUGGACUAUGGCGCGGCGGCUGCGGAUGCUGUGGCGGCGGCUGCCGACUGCGAGGCGCGCGGGCUACUGCUGCGCAUAGAUGGCGGAGUCGGCAGCGGCAGCAACAGCAGCAGCAAUGGCACCGACAGCAGUAUGACGGGCGCUGCCGCCGCCGGCGUCGCGGGCGGCAACGGGACGGACGCGGGCGGCGUAAACGCCACGCUGCCGCAGCCCGGCACGCUGCAGGUGGAGUGGGACCUGCUGCCGGUGUCGCCGCUGGACGCGUGCCGGCGGUGCGGCGCGGGCAGCUACAGCUCCAGCUCCAACGCCUCGACGUGCCUACUGUGCGGCCCCGGGACCUUUGCCGGCGACGUGGUCAACUCGGUGUGCUCGCCCUGCGCCGCCGGCACCUAUACCUUCACCUGGAACAGCCCCGCCUGCCGGCUGUGCCCCGCGGGCACCUUUUCUGGCCGCGCCGGCUCCACCGCCUGCAGCGUGUGUGCUGCGGGCACCACCACCAUGUACGACGGCGCCAGCUCAUGCGCCGCCGCGCCGCCGCCGCCGUCCGGGGGCUCCGGCUCCUCACAGUCGGCGCUGCUGGUGUCGUUCCAGAUGCUAAUCAACAUGUCCAGCAGCGCCCAGGCCAUGACCUCGCUGGGUGCCAACAACACCGGCAUCGACGCCUCGCCCGAUUCCAUCGUCAAGCUGCUCAUUGCGGCGGACACGGCGGAUGCGCUGCGCAUCCCGCCCUCACAGGUGCACGUGAGCAGCCUGUUUGAGCUGAGCCCCUCGGCCUUCCUGGUCAAUGUGUCUGCCACCGUGCCGCUGGGCGGCGGCCCCAGCGGCUCGGGCAGCGGCGGCAGCGGCUCCGACGGCAGCCCCGGCAAGGACAUGGACGCGGACACGCUCAUCAGCCGCCUGGUGGACAACCCGGGCACCUCCUUCCCGCGCACCACCGAGGCCACCGGCGGCUCAGUGCAGGUGCAGUACGUGGACAUGAAGGUUGUGACGUGGGGCGGCAGCAGCAGCGGCCUCAACCUGCAUGUGGUGCUGUGGCCCACGUUGGCCGGCACAUUCGUGCUGGCGGUGGUGGUUGGGCUGGCCUGCAAUCGGUACUGCAGUCGCCGCCGCGGCGGCCGCGCGGCCAGCGGCGUCAGCCUGCCGCCUAUCACAGACACGUUUGGCAGGCUGGCCAACGUGUGGAAGACGCCCAGCAGCCCGCCUCCGGCCUCGGGCGGCGCCUACCUAAUGUACGGGCAGCUGACCUCACUGGAGCUGCAGGACGUGGCGCCGGGCUCCCUGGCGCGGCACAGAGGCAGGCACAGCCGCAAGCCCAGCCUGCAGCAGCUGCAUGGGCUGGGACCCAGCCCGCAGGAGGCACUGGCGGGUGGCAGCGCGGGCGCUGCAGCGGACUGGCCGUCAAGCAACAGCAACGCCAAUGGCGACCUAGAUAUGUUUGCCAUGUAUACAAGAGACGUAAUGGCAGCGCCACGCAUCUAACUAACUGACAGGAACAUAUUAUACAGCUAGCGACAUCAUAGUUUUGCAUGGUGGUGGCCGGCGGAGCAUUUCGGAUGGGCGGUUGGAUAAACGCAGGUGGGCUGGUGAGCAGGGCGCGCAGAUUGCUGGCGCCCAGCAGCAUUGCUGCUGUGAUCAUAUUACUGUGCGCUGUGACGUCCUUCUGCGUGCUGUUGGGAUGCAGUGAGCAUACAGUUACCGUACGGUAGCUCACUUGCAUAUAUACUACAGCAAGCACCGUGAACGUUAUCUUCUGCGGUAUUCGCUGCGUGAUGGCUGCGGUUUGACUGGGCUACUUGGCCGGCUGGAUGGCCUGUCAACACAGGCAAUGUACUGUACGGUAUGGGCGCCAUGCGGGCUGACAAAGUGGCCCUCAGAGUGGCAUGUUGACGCCUUUAUGUUCUCAGGGUCGCGAGCCCACGAGAUUGGACUAGCAAUUUGUGAGGAACUGUGCAUAGGACACGCUGGAGCACAGCCCAGCAGCAGUGGUCGUCUGUCCUAAGCGCAAGCUCAACACAUUGUUCGCGUGUGGGGACGCCGCGUUGGCGAGAGCCACGGAUGGCCCUAAUACACCAUGGGGGCAUGUCGCACCCGUGGAGGGCACUGUAACCAGG
Chlamydomonas reinhardtii is the source of this 6622-nucleotide messenger RNA. RefSeq lists its product as uncharacterized. The record is from RefSeq and is a predicted model, not a curated record. Lineage: Eukaryota; Viridiplantae; Chlorophyta; Chlorophyceae; Chlamydomonadales; Chlamydomonadaceae. Bases 363 to 5990 code for a protein of 1875 amino acids. The transcript is spliced from 11 exons.